This is a messenger RNA of Balaenoptera acutorostrata (minke whale), 1853 nucleotides long. RefSeq lists its product as uncharacterized. The record is from RefSeq and is a predicted model, not a curated record. NCBI's taxonomy places the organism in Eukaryota, Metazoa, Chordata, Mammalia, Artiodactyla, Balaenopteridae.
CGUUCCCUGGGCGGUGCCGCGGCCUCGGCCCGCGCGGCCCCGCCUCACCGAACCCGCCCCCGACAGGACCCGCCCCCCAGGUCCGCGGAGCGGGGGUGACCCCGGCCCAGAGGACCCCUCGCCCCACGCUGGCGAGCGCGCGUAUCCCCGGGCUGCGUGGCCUCAGUGGCGUCCGGCGUGCGUCCACGCGCGGCCCGACCAAGACCGGCGCCGAGCCCGAAGCAGCAGGCCCGUCUGUACUCCCAGGACAUAAGGCAGAUCCGACCUGGAUGGGAACCGCGCCUUCCGAAACCACAUCAUGUUCCGGGAGCGCUACGGCAUCAAGGCAUGAACCAGGUCAUGGCCAUCCUGCUGAUGUUCCUGAGGAGGACGCCUUCUGGGCGCUGGUCCAGCUGAUGACAAGAAACACGCCAUGCAUGGUAGGUGACCGCCGGGGACAGCUGGGAGUGCCUCAGGGCCAGGGGUCUCCCUGCAGAGCUCCCCUGGCUGUGGGCUGGCGGGGACCUGGGCCCAGUCCAUCUCCCCAUCAGCGAAGGGCACUGGCUCCCCGUGCUGCCUUCUGGGUCCUAGAGCCACGGCCCUCAGUCCCGGCCUCGUCCGGGCAGCUCUCCCUUCCCUGCUGGUCCUUCUGCCUCACACCUGCCACCCCCCAGCGCCCUCCGAGCCCACGGCCGGACGAAGCCCCGGCGGCAGCAACACCCCCUCCCGUGCCCCCAGCCUGGCUGCCAAGCCUAGGAGAGGGCCAGGCACACCCCCGCCACCCACCCCGUGGGCUGCACUCCCUGCCCCUCUGUACCGGGUCCCCCACCCCCCGCUGUGGCCAGGGCAAGUGCCAGGGCCGGAUGCCUGCCCACCCCUCAGCCCAGGGCGCCAGCCGAGCUGGGCCUCCGGGAGCAGGGCCUCUGCCCCGGCGGCCCCGGCCUCACAGGCUGUCCUGCCUGGGAAGAGCGUGUCCAGCCAGGGCUCAGGAGGGCCCCGCACGCUGGGGUCACCACCGGGGGCACCUGCAGUACUCAACCCUCGCUGGACACGGCUCUGACUUGUGGGGGUCUGGGGGCUCCUCGGUCUUCUUCAUCCCGGGGGGAGGUUUCCGGCCCAGCACGCAGGCCCUGAGCCCCUGUGCCCUCCAUCGGGACGAGGAGCAGAUGUCCCUGGGGACUGACACCGUCCAGUGGUUCCUGCAGGGCUUCAUCCACCAGCUGCCCCUCCUGGGCCUGCUGUCCCCACAGACCCCCUUUUCGCUCACCCUGAAGCUCUGGGAUGCCUACAUCCUGGAGAGCGAGCACAUGCUGACGGCCAUGGUGUACACCGUCCGCAAGGCUCCCGAGCGUGGAGUGCAGGCCGCAGAGGAGGCAGGCCGGCCAGCACGGGGGCCCAGAGGUCGCCCUCCAGAGCGCGCCCUUGGCAGUAGCCCUGCCCACGGCUCUCCCGGGCACGGCAGACCCCCAGAGCACCUCCUGAAGCUGCCGGAAGGCCUGCAGGAGUUCCUGCAGGACACGCUGUCCGGGGCCUGGGCCCUGGAGGACGAUGCGGUGCUCAGGCAGCUGCAGGCCUCGAUGGCUGAGCUACGCGGGGUGAAGCGGGACCUGCUUCCCCCAGCCGGCACCCCUCCUGGGCCAGUGACCAGCACAGCCACGACGGAGCCAGGGCAGUGCCCCAAGAGCAAGCCCCGCACGUCCCCACAACCCCCAACCUCUGCGUCCACAAGGAAGCUGGACGCUCAGGGGCCUCCAGGGGACAAGGUGACUGUGAGCACAGUGACCCCGAGGCCCUGGGAAGACAGCGACACGCCCUGCUGCUUCACGCUGGCCUUCCCUGAGGACGGGACCCCCUCACACGGCACAAGGCCCUGA